Messenger RNA from Folsomia candida, 1954 nucleotides. RefSeq lists its product as uncharacterized. Bases 213 to 1016 code for a protein of 267 amino acids. The transcript has 2 exons. The record is from RefSeq and is a predicted model, not a curated record. NCBI's taxonomy places the organism in Eukaryota, Metazoa, Arthropoda, Collembola, Entomobryomorpha, Isotomidae. Gene Ontology annotation, molecular function: protein folding chaperone. Gene Ontology annotation, biological process: protein refolding; response to heat.
AAUGACUGAUUUGCAGUCUUCCUUCCAAAACAAGAGAUAAGUGACGAAGCAGCUCGUAUAGGAUAAAAUGCGGCCGAGUUGACGAUUCAUGCACAUUCUUGGCCUUGUUCUCGAAUCGAUACAUAUAUAGUUUGCAAAUAUUCGUGCAAAAUUUUACAACUACAUUUUCUGCAGAGUUUCCUUACUAAAAAUAAUCUCACGUCAGAAGCGACAUGUGGUUAUCCUAUCCUACUGACGCCUACCGGGACCGAUACUGCAACCCGGUGCCGAAAUAUACACACUCCCUCCUCCCAAACGAGCUGGGAUUCGCAGAGGUUUACGUGGAUGAUGAUAAAACUAGGGUGAAAGUUGACGUAGUGAAAUUUACGGUGGAUGAGAUCCUCAUUACGACGGUGGAUGGCGACCUUGUCAUAAAAGGGGAGCAUGAAGAUAAGGAGGAUGAACAUGGGUUCCUCUCCCGCUCAUUUGUGAGACGCUUCCACCUUCCGGGUAAUUCAAAUGAGGACGAUCUGCGAUGUGAGAUUGAUGUUGACGGUAUCCUAACGGUCACAGUUCCCAGAAAAAAUCCAGAGGAGGCUAAAAACUGGAAAGUCCAUACCAUUGUUUCCGUGGGAAAACACCCCCAUAAUUCUAAAGGGUUCUUGGGGAAAAUGAUAUCCGCUGCGUUGACGUCUCACGAGGAUCUUCCUACUAUUUUAGGAGUACAGAAGACCAAAGACCAGUUUACCAUUCGUCUCGAAUUACCUCACUUUUCCCCGGAGGUCAGUGUGAAGACAAUGGACGAUUUUCUCCUUAUCCAAGGUGAACAUGAGGAGAAGGAGGACAGCCAUGGGUUUAUCUCGCGGUCAUUCAAGCGGAAAUAUCACCUUCCCCUUAACACUGACAAAGACCAGGUUCAGUGUACCCUUAAUGGCGAUGGAAUACUCACGGUGACGGUGGAAAGCAUAAAUGUUGAGAGAUCGGAUCAUGCCAGGGAGUAUAAAAUUGUUAAAAAUUCUGAGAACUGCGCGAAAUAGGUUGGACUGGCAAUCAUUUGAUGGAAUCAAGCUUAAAAUAUUUGUUUAACAUUUAUUCUUUUGAGUAGUAACAACUACUGUCAGACUCAGGUUUUAAGCGAAAAUUGCGGAAUUUUUCUGUAUCUAGAUAAUCUGGUUUAAAUUGAAUAUUCCAAGUAUUUAUUAGGGGUAUUAAAUAAUGGUUAAUUAUUAAUUACUAACAUAAUUACCUAAUAAAUAACUCAUAUAAAUUUGCAUAUGUAUGCACUCAAAACAAAAUCGUCAAAAAAUCGCUACCAGGCGGUGUCUAUAUAUGACCUCACCGGUAUGGUAAGAAUUUGCUACAGGAUAGUAACGAAAGACUUGAUUUGGCUUGGUAGCAAUCUGACAUAAAAUUGUGGCAAAUCCACUCCGCUUUGUUAACGCAGUAAUGUACAUAAUUUGUCAAUUUCUUCACCGUGUCGUAGCAGUUUUUAUCCGCAUUUGCUAUAUCAACACUACCGGAAAUUAGCAAACUUCUACUGAUCUCGAAGCAUUAUCGUUACCAUAUUAUAUGAAAUUGUAACAAAUUGGUAAGAAUUACAGAAAACCACGGUAGCAAAUUUUAGUAACAAAUAAUAUAUUUUAUUAUAGAACACUUUAAUAUAUUUUCAUUGUGCCAUACAUACAUAUUUGAUAUAAUUGUACAAAAAAUAGUUUAUAAUACCAAAAAACGAGCUAUAUUAAUAUUUAAAUAUGAUGCCUUACAGAUACAAAUAUUCCAUCCGAAUUACAAUUGUGCAUCAAUUCCAUGCAUUCAUGGAUUUCUAAUUUCGUUACAUCACAUAACUCAUAAACAUCGUGUUUCAACUUUACUCUAUAACUAAAAUAAUUUCUAUCAAAAUAUUGUACUUCUAAUUUAUUAAGCAGCAAAUAACAUGUUUUUUCAUCUGUAAUUAGAAAUUCAACGAUAACUCCAA